This is a messenger RNA of Amblyraja radiata (thorny skate), 5075 nucleotides long. It is a transcript of the gene abraxas1, whose product is annotated as abraxas 1, BRCA1 A complex subunit. Gene Ontology annotation, cellular component: nucleus. The coding region runs from base 12 to 1268 and encodes 418 amino acids. Gene Ontology annotation, molecular function: polyubiquitin modification-dependent protein binding; microtubule binding. The transcript is spliced from 9 exons. Lineage: Eukaryota; Metazoa; Chordata; Chondrichthyes; Rajiformes; Rajidae. The record is from RefSeq and is a predicted model, not a curated record. Gene Ontology annotation, biological process: attachment of spindle microtubules to kinetochore; mitotic spindle assembly; protein K63-linked deubiquitination.
UCGGGGCGGCCAUGGCGGAGGAGGAGGAGGAGGCGGCCCGCGGCGGCGUGUCCGGGGCCUCGGUGUCCGGCUUCGUGUUCGGAUCCCUCGCCUUCCAGCUCGCCAACGCCGACUCGGACGCGGAGGGGUUUCUUGUUGGUGAAAUCAAAUCAGAAGCAAAAUAUAGUAUUACUGAUUUUCAGAUGGAUGACAUUGAGGUUGAAAAUACUAUAGAUAUACAGAAACAUAUUCCAUGUUACAGGCUAUUCAGUUUUUACAAUGCUGCUGGUGAAGUGGACAUGACAGCAUUGCAGAAGAUAUUGAUAAAUCAGGAACAGAAUGUUAUUGGUUGGUAUAAGUUCAGACGUAACACAAAUCAGACCAUGACAUUCCGAGAACGUCUCCUUCACAGGACCCUGCAGAAGCAAUUGAAAAACCAACAGCUGGUGUUCUUUCUCCUUACAACCAAGUUAAGCAGAGAGAAUGGCUCCACACACAAUCUGGAGUAUACGCUAUUUAACCCACAAGAAAGUUUUGUUCAGUCCAUACCCAUAUCUGUGACAAAUCUAGGAAUGUCUGAACAGCAAGACUAUAAAGCAUUUUCUGGACCCAGUAGUGCCGAGGGCUAUUGUCGAGCAAUGAAGAAACACAGACACACAUUUUUUGAACAAGAAGGAUCCUUAAAAGAGGUUAAGAGAAUUCAUUGCAUGUAUAAUACACUACAAGAGGAACUGAAGAACACUUGCUUAAACGUACAGGAGAGUGAACGGUCAGUGGAAUGUUUACUUGCUGAUGUACGAGGACUGAGGGAGAAGGUAUCAGAGAAGAAAAGGUUGUGCAGAGUGAUUCAAGACGAGAAAUGGAAGUCUGACAAUACAGAAAAAAACAUAGACUUAGCUGAGGCUUUGAAGAAGGCCUUUCCACACUCAAAUCUUUUACAGUCCACGACAAUUACAAGAAGCGGUCAGGUUCUACCAGUUCAUUGUCACAGUAAAGUUGAUCAAUUGAACUUAAAGGACACUGUCACUCAGGUCUCAUUAAACAAGAUCCACGCAUCAGCUGCGGAGAGGGCGAAUGCCUCUGGGAUCACAUGUAAACGGAAGGCAAAAAACCGCCACGAUCGCCCCAGCUGGAGUAAAAAACGGAAAGCAGUUUGGUCGCGGGCCAGAAGGUCAACAAAUAGAGACAGCGAGGACAGUGAAACUGAAUUGAUGAUCAUGCACACUGAAUCGGAGAAUGAAGAUGAGAUGGAUGAUUACAUAAACGAUGCCGCGUCACCAACAUUUUGAACAUUCCUGGGCUGAAAAUUGUUAAGCCAUUUUUACUCCCAAAAAAAAAACCAAGUGCCAAAUCUUUGUCCGUACAUUUUGAAAAGGAUGCUAUAAUUGAAAAGCAUGCUGCGUUUUGGGGGCAGGGAAGGCAUGAUUGUUGUUUACAUCAUGGUGACUUCAUCUUGUUUGAGAUGUCUGACUUAAUACUGGAGGCAUUAAUAAGAAUUUUAAUGUUUUGCAGAAUCAGUGCAUUGAUGAAAGGUUUGGAAUACAGUACUGUUUUUUCAUGAUUAGUGCCUACAGAGAUUAAAUCUCUCCAGUUCUUAACUUUUGAAGAGUUUUUCUGCUUUUUUGGUCCCCACACUUCAACACCCAGUUGGUGUUGUGCACUCCAAGUAACUAAGAUAAGCCCAUAAAGGUGAUCAUCUGUAGCAGGUAAUUUCUCCAUGUGCAAGCAGUGGAGAGACAAGACAAUAGUAGAAAUUGUUAAAUUUCAUGUUGCAAACCAAGUUAGUUUGAAAAAGUCAACAGAUAUAUGGAAACCUAAUUUAUAUUGUAUGAUAUGAAAUUAUGCUUAUUUGCAAUAAAUAAUGUUAUCUCAGGUUAAUUAAUUAUAAAAAACAGGGCUUUAUUUAAUACUGAUUUGACAAAACCUUUUCAAAGACAGUCAGAAUAACUGCUGAUGUUCAGAAGUUCAUCAACAUUUGGUUCAAAGUGAAACUUGUAAUUCAUCCAAAGGACAUUAACCAAAUAAAGACCGAAACCAAGCCGGAAAGAAUAUGGUUUAAAAAAAAACUAAAUUAAAGGUGUAAUUAGAAGGCACAUUUCAACAGUGAAGACUUUGAGGGAAUUUUAGAGAUUAAAUGUCGAUGGUUGAAGACUUAACCAACAGUGGUAUGGCAAAUGAAAGAUUUGUUUAGGGGGGCACAAUUGUACAGCUGGUAGAGCCGCUUCCUCACAACCGCAGAGAACUAGGUUUGAUUCUGACCUCGGGUGCUGUCUGUGUGAAGUUUGCACUUUCUUCUUGUAACCGCGGGGAUAUAGUCGGAGUGCUCCUGUUUCGUCCCACAUCCCAAAGAUAUGUGGGUUUGUAAGUUAAUAGGCCUCUGUAAAUUGCCCCGUCGUGUGUAGGGAUUGGAUGCAAAAGUGGGAUAACAUAGAACUAAUGUGAAUGGAUGAUGCUGUAUCUAAACUAAAGAGACAAAACUGGAGUGCAAAAUUCUUGGUGAAAGUAUUGGAGUAAGAGAUAAGAAGCACUUAAAGCCAUGAAGGAGUUGGAUACGAGGAUGAUACUUUGUAAAACCAAUGUAUUAUUGCAGCAAUGUCAUUAUGUCAAUGUGCACAGGUGUGAUCAAAGAAUGGGUUCUUGUAUCACGUAAAAUAAUGCAUUAGUUUGAGGCAAUUGAAUUUUAUAGGUGGUGAAAGGAGACACUAAGAGGAAGAAUUUUGGAGUUUUGUUGCAGCCAGCCAAGUCUGAAUGUGACAAAACCAUAAAAUCAAAGAGGCGCAGAUGUGGAAAUUUAAAAUUCAAAUGGAGUCAUAGACUUGUACAGCACAGAAACAGGCCCUUGGGCCCAACUCAUUUUUGCCAAUCAAGAUGCACCAUCUAAAAUGGUCCCAUUUACUCAUGUUUUGCCCACAUUCCUUUUAAACCAUUCCUAUCCAUGUACCUGUCCAAAUGUAUUUUAAAUUUCAUUAUUGUACCAGCCUCAACUACCUCCUGGUGGCACAUUCCAUAUUCCCACUGCCCUCCAGGUGGAAAAGCUGCCCCUCAGGUUCUUAUUAAAUCUUUUCCCUCUCAUCUUAAUAUGCCCUUCUAGCUUUUUGUCUCCCCUAAUCUAGGAAAAAGACUCAGUGUUAACCUAUCUAUCCCCCUCGUGAUUUUAUACACCUCUAUAAGAUCACCCCUCGGCAUCCUGCACUCCAAGCAAUAAAGCAGCCCUAUAACUCAGGCCAAGUCCUGGCAACAUCCUCUUAAACCUUCUCUGCACCCUUUCCAGUGCAAUGACGUAUUUCCUAUUCCAGGAUGACCAAAACUGAACACGUAUGCCAAUUGCGGCCUCUGUUCAGUUCAACUUGUACAUAACGUCCCAAUUUCUACACUCAACUCUCAGAUGAAGGCUAGCAUGCCAAGUCUUUUUCAACAGCCUAUUGACAUGUGAUGUCACUUUCAGGGAACUUAUGCUCCAAGAUCGCUUUCCUCUAGUACACUCCACGUGUGGCCCUACCAUUCACUGAAGGUCUUCACAUACCAAAAUGCAAUACCAUCACUUUCCUGAAUUAAAAUUCAUGAGCCAUUCCUUAUCCCUCUUGCUUAGAUGAUCAAGAUUCCACUAUAAUUCUUGAAAACAUCUUCACUCUCUACAAUAACUUAUUUUAGUGUCAUCAUCACACUUACUGAUCAUGCCUUGUACAUUCUCAUCCACGUCAUUGAUGUAGAUGACAAACAACAAUGGGGCCCAGCUCUGAACGCUAAGGCACACCACUAGGCACAGGCCUUCAGUCUGAAUAAAUAUCUCCCAUUGUCACCCUGUGCUUCCUACCAUGAAGUUAAUUCUGUAUCCGAUCCAACCUUAUAUAGCAGCCUGCCAAGCAGAACCUUAUCAAAAAGACCAUACUGAAAUCCAUUCCGAUUCUGUUAGCGGCCCUGCUCUGUUCAGCCUCCUUGGAUGGUUCUUCAAAACAUUCAAAUCAAAUUUGUGAGACAAUCUCCCAUGUACAAAACCUACCACAGAUGUUAAGUUCUUCUAUAUAGCCCUUAAAGAGAAGCACAACAUUAACUGUUGAGGUUCUGGCACCUCAGCUAUGACUGAUGAUUCAUUUAUCUCAGUCAGGUCUCCUGCAAUUUUUAUUCUAGAACCUCUGUUACCUUCGAUAUAUAUGAUAAGGCCUGGAAGAAUAAUCCACCUUCAUAUCCCUUUGGUCAUAAACACUUCGCUAUUAGCUUUCCCAAGUUUCCUGAUUAGUCCCCCUGGCCCUUGCCUUUCAUCCCACCAGCCUCUGCAUCCAACACAUCAUUUUCUGACAUUUCUGCUACCUUCAACGUGAUCCCACUAGUCGCAUCUUCCCAUCCCUUUCCAGUGACCGUUUCCUCCACUACUCCUUGGUUCACUCAUCCCAACCCAUUCAAACCACCCCCUCUGCAGUUACUUUCCCCUGCAACUGCAGGAUAUGUAACAGCUGUCCCCGUAUCUAUCCAGGGGCUCCAGCUGUCUUUCCAUGGUGAGGCAGUUUCAUGUGCACUUCCACCAAGUUCGUCUACUGUAUUCAGUGUUACUGAUGUGGCUUAUUUUACAGUGCAAAACUAAGCAUAGUCCAGGCAACUGUCCACCAAGACGGUGCUGGCUCGAAGGGCCGAAUGGCCUAUUCCUGCACCUAUUGUCUAUUGGCCAAGACCUACUCCAUCUGGUAGAUUUGCAUCAACUCCAUCACAAACCAAACACAAAGGCAAUUUACAAUGCCAAUUAAUCCCUGUGGUCAUUGGGAGAGUGUGCAAACACAACAUGUACAGGUUGAACUCUUGCUACUAGCUCUGCCAACCUUCAAACAUUCCUUAAAACUCACUUAAUUGUCUGUUGUGAUUCUUUAUGGAUGAUGAGCUAACCCCAAUUGGUCCCCAACUAUGCAAAAAAUGUGAAAAGAUAAAAUCAAAAUAAUCGCAGGUUCACAUUGGGCUUUCCAACAACCCUAUUUGUUUGCCCUGUUCCUCAAGUGAAAUGUAUAAUAUGCCGUUGAUGUGCCUUCCUGUAAAUGUUGAAAAAACUUAAUGCAAAAAACCAAGUGCACAAUCUUCACAAAAAUUAAACAUUUAUAUUCUUAUUUGUA